Westerdykella ornata is the source of this 1543-nucleotide messenger RNA. RefSeq lists its product as uncharacterized. Bases 416 to 1432 code for a protein of 338 amino acids. NCBI's taxonomy places the organism in Eukaryota, Fungi, Ascomycota, Dothideomycetes, Pleosporales, Sporormiaceae. The record is from RefSeq and is a predicted model, not a curated record. The transcript has 2 exons.
CUACUAUCGAUACUUAUAUUUCUGCAACAAUUUCUGUUCGACGUUGUGUGUUCUUGUUCGCCUUCCAGUCCUCCUCUCUCUCCUCAUAUAUAUACAUGCGCCUUACAGAUGGGAAGUUGGCAUGAAAAUCACCACAUAUGGAAGUCCUCGUGACAAUCUUGGGAAAUAUCUUCCUAUGUCACGUGGCUGACCGUGUAAAAACUUCUUUCCUGAAAAGGAAAUUCAGAUUUUCGGAGGUGUCGCUCGUCCGUUCGUUCCGAGGGCUCAAACUACGCUAACGGGAUCGGCUCCAGGAACAGUCCUUGUGAAAACCAACAUCUCGUCAUUAUUAUUUCCCUCUUCCUCAUCGCUUCUCUCAUCUUCAUUUCUGUUUCCAACACGUUUCGGUCAUUCGUUACUUUGAUAUAUACUUAAUAUGGCAGCCAUGUCGACGCCUGCGCUCGCAUCGGCGAUAUCAGCGGCAGCUACUUCAAUCCUCGCGUUCCUCAGCCAGCGACUCCAAAGCGCGCUGUCCGCUUGCACCGAUUUCAGUGGAAAAGCCGGGAUAUGGAAAGCAAUUGCCAUCUUGCUGGCCCUGGCCAACCUAAAAAUGCUGCCUGGAAUGUGGCAUAUCCGCUUCUUCACCUCCUUCUUCUACCAACUCCACUACCAACCAACCCGCAUCCCUCCAUCGGCCCUCUUCCAACCCAUCAUCACCAGCACCCGAUGCACCGCCCUCGAAACCGACUACAACAUCCACAAAUCAAACAGCACCUACUUCGCCGACAUGGACAUCUCGCGCACCCAUCUCUUCACGGCCAUCAUCCGCCGAGCUAUACAGAAAUCCGCUGGAAAGGGCGGCGCGUUUCCCCGCGCUGCGGGUGCGACGGAGGGAACCAAGGGACCACAUAUCAUUGCUUUGGGAGGGAUCAGCUGUCUGUUCAAGAAGGAAAUCAAGCCCUAUGCAAAGUAUGAGAUGUGGACGCGGUUGUUGUGCUGGGAUAAAAAGUGGUUCUACCUCGUUACACAUCUCGUCAGGCCGGGCGUGGGGAAACCGAAGGAGUGGACGUUGCAGCCUUGGAAGAAGGGCGCGAGGCCGGAUCAGGAAUACGAUGCUGAGAAAUUAAAGGGUGCCAUCUUUGCGACGGCCAUUGCCAAGUAUGUGGUCAAGGAGGGGAGGAGGACGAUCGCGCCAGAGCUGGUGCUGUUGGAUGCCGGUAUGGUUCCUGCGAAACCCGAGGGGUGGGUCUAUAAGGGAGAGGUUGAGGCUACUGCCGAUGGAGACAUUGUAAUACCGGAGAAGGAAGAUGCGGAAAGCUGGAAUUGGGACGUCAUUGAGAGGCAGAGAUUGAAAGGGUUGAGCUUUGCGGAGAAUUUCGUGGCGUUGGAUGGGUUGCAUGAUGUGUUCGAUGGCGGCAAGAAUGGCGCAUUGGGACGGUAUAUUGAUUUGUAGACAUGUACAUAUUCUUUCGUCUUGCUUUUAGACAGGAUCUUUCAGCUCGCAUAGAAAUAUACCCCUAGAGUUCUAUUCGAUAUGUACGCACGAUAUCUUAUAGAGUUGGCC